CGGCUCGCUCGGCGCGGCGCACUUCCCGCUAGCGAGCGGCGGGGACCGGCGCGGCCAUGGACGCGGGCGUCUUCCUAGCGCUGCCCCCGAGCAAAGCGGAGCUGCUGGGCAGCCCGGAGCCCGUCCCGGCCCCGGCCCCGGCCCCGGGCCCCGCCGCCCUGUGCCUGCAGCAGCUCGGCCGGCCCCAGGACGCGCCUUUCCCCAGGGAGAAUGCUCCUGGAGUGCUGAGUGAGCCUGCCAUCUCUGACAGGAACGACUCUGAGGAGGUUGUCACUUACAUCUCGGAGAGCAUGACGGUGACCUCAGCCGAUGAGGAGAAGCUGAUGCUGCUCAACAAGAACACAGAGCUGCGGCGCAUCAACAAGGAGCUGAUGAAGCUGAAUCAAGAGUGGGACCAGAUUUACCACACCACAUCCCUGGGGCUGCAGCAGAAGAUCAGGGCCCUGCAGCAGGAGGUGCUCACCCUCAAGCAGCAGACAGAAAAGCUCUCCAUGAAGUUGGAGCAUGAACAGAACAAGAGGGAGUACUACGAACAAACCCUGAUCCAGGAGCUCAAGAAGAACCAGCAUUUACAGGAGUAUGUAAGGCAGUUAGAAGGCAAUCGACACCAUAGCAGGGAGAAAAGGACCUCAGCUGGUGCAGAGGUGUUUUCAUCCAUGCCCUGGGAGGAAUUCCCAGAUUUCCAGUUCCCACUUCAGAAGAACGUGAAGGAGAAUUCUCCAAGGAAACACGAAGCAGCUGGUCCAAAAGUGCAAGGCAGUGACAGCUGCAAGCCCAGGAAGUGCCAGCACUUCCCACAUUUUAAUAGCAGCUCAGACCCUGAAAAAGAGGUGACAGACCUGAAGGACCAGCUGGAAGCCCUGAAGUGCCAGACAGAAAUUUAUGAGGCAGAUUACAGGACAGAACACAAAGACCGGGAGCGAAUCAAGGCAGAGAACGAGAAGCUGCGGAAGAAGGAGGAGGAGAUGAGGCAGCAGAUGGCACUUCUGCAGGAGCAGCUCAAGAUUUUUGAGGACGACUUCAGGAAGGAAAGAUCAGAUAAGCAGCUGCUUCAGCGCCUCUUAAAGAGCAAGUCUCACCCCAAAGAGCCCAUCCUGGUUCAUCGCUGCAACAGCCAUGAGAAGCCACCAGCACCCAUUUCCUCUGCGCACAGCAUUUCUUCCCCCACACCCAAGCGAGGCACCUGCAACAAGCAUUGUGACAAGCACAGCCCCAAGACAGGGGAGCAGACCAAGCAUCACCAGCCCCCAGAUGCUCAAGCACAGGCCCCCCCUUUCAGCAGGGACUACUAGGAAGGAAAGACACAGAAACAGCAGACACAGAACUCCAAGGCAGUCCCUUCUAAGCUCAUACAUCAUCUUCUGCCAUCACUUCCAGCUGGGUCCAUGUUUCUACUGCAACUAGGAACUGGUUGUAGUGCUGUUCUUCUGCACCAGGCAGGCAAAUAACCACAGAUGCUUUUAGCUGUCACCACCAGUUACAGCUCAGACCAAAUCAGGGCUUGAGGGCUGAUCCAGUUCUGACGCAGAAACCCAGAUGAACCGCCUUGCUUCCUCUCCUGCCUUUUGUCCACACCACUGAAAUAACAAUGGAGUGUUUGUGCACAGGCCUUGAUAGGAACCCAGCUCCAAAGGCAGUUCAUGCUCCCUUGCUCCUAGAGCACCACCAGUUUCAGGCUAACCUCCAACAUACUCUAGGGAAAUGAAGCUUGAAGAAGCACAUUGUCCCACGCAUCAAGAAGGGCACCGAGAAAAAGGAGGCCUCAAGGUAAAAUUAGGUGAUGCUUCUGUUUGCAUCUGAAAAAGGGCUUAUUGCUCCUAUUGCUGUAAAAGGACUCCAGGCUCCUUUGCUAUAUUUUGUCCUCAAUUAACAGUGUCUUCCAGUGCCUCAUUAAGUCUUGGAUGACUUCAGCUCUGCUACAGCAGCGCUCACUUGGCACCAGAAACUCAGCCAGAGAAAAUCAGGGACAGCUCGUUUUUAUUUAUUUUAACCUUCUUCCCCAGAUUUUAUUACUGUGAAGCUUUGCACAAUCUAUUAAAAGUACAUACAAAUA
This is a messenger RNA of Alligator mississippiensis (American alligator), 2053 nucleotides long. RefSeq names its product TNFAIP3-interacting protein 3. Gene Ontology annotation, biological process: regulation of transcription by RNA polymerase II; cellular response to lipopolysaccharide. The record is from RefSeq and is a predicted model, not a curated record. NCBI's taxonomy places the organism in Eukaryota, Metazoa, Chordata, Crocodylia, Alligatoridae. Bases 57 to 1292 code for a protein of 411 amino acids. The transcript has 7 exons.